AUGAAGCCGUUUCAACUUUCAAUCGUGGCCUCGUGUGCGACCCAUGCAUUGGGACAAGAUACAGCACAACAACCACUGCAUAAUGAAGACCACACUAUUGAGGACGUACCUCGCGUAGUGUCAAAAGAUCUCGACGAUUUCAUUGAGCGAAUUCGGGAGGAGUGGCAUGCUCCAGGCUUAGCCGUUGCAAUUGUGGAUGAGAACAACACUUGGGCAAAGGGCUAUGGUUACGCCGUCCUCAACACUACACCUGUCACACCACACACGCUCUACUACACUGGUAGCACCACAAAAUCCUUCACCGCUGCCGGCCUCUCUCUCCUCAUCGACAAUGCGAGCGCGACCUCAUCCGUGUACCCUGGACUGAAUUGGAAGACGCCGGUAUCCGACAUCCUGCGCGAUGACUUUGUCCUCAGUGAUGACUGGGCCACGGCUCACAUCACUCUCGAGGACGCUCUCAGCCAUCGGACCGGCUACCCCCGCCAUGAUCUGGCAUCGGCAACCACGGCCCAGGGGGCUACCCGCUUGUUUAGACAUCUACCCAUGGUCGCAGAGCCACGCACAACUUAUCUGUAUAACAACAAG
Colletotrichum phormii is the source of this 585-nucleotide messenger RNA. Its product is annotated as beta-lactamase/transpeptidase-like protein. NCBI's taxonomy places the organism in Eukaryota, Fungi, Ascomycota, Sordariomycetes, Glomerellales, Glomerellaceae. The transcript is spliced from 2 exons. The record is from RefSeq and is a predicted model, not a curated record. The annotation marks the transcript as partial.